AUGCACCGGCAGAUAUCCCGAAGGCGGCCAAUCAGACCGAGCAACCCAUUUGAAGAAAUCUGGGUUGAUUGGACCGAUCUUACGGAAGACUACCAAGGCUAUGUUCGAGUUAUGUUUAUCACGGAUGCAUAUUCAGGUCUUGUUUUUCCUUAUUUUCUGAAGAGCCAUGGUUUAGGCAAAGAAAACCGAAGAAUUCUGAGAGACUUCUUCAACUGGAUAGAAGUUCAGUACAGCUUCAAGCCAAAAGCCAUACGAUCAGACGGUGAGCUAUUCAGCAAGGAAGUCCGGAAAGAACUGAAACUUCGAUCCAUUGAAGCAAAGAGGUCAGCCCCGAAUACUCAGGCCCAGAAUGGAGGCGCCGAGAGAUCAGGGGGUGUUAUCAUGGAGAAAGCCCGUACUAUGCGAAUAGCAGCAAAGUUACCACAUAACCUAUGGAAGGAUAUUGUGGAGGCUGCAUGUUAUCUACGCAACCGCACUCCUCUUGAACGAAACAAGUGGAAUAGCCCAUUCGGAAGUGCUUUUAAGAAGCAACCGAUACUUAGUCAUUUAAAGGCUUAUGGUUGUAAGGCUUUUGCAAUGACUGCAGAUGCCCAACUCAAGCUUCAUAGAAAGCAUAAGCUUGAACCGAGAGCACAUGUCGGGUAUCUUGUAGGCUACCAAUCCUCAAAUAUCUACAAGAUAUGGGUCCCGCAAAAGAAUAAGGUUAUCUUAACCCGAGAUGUUAUCUUCAACGAAUCAGCUUUCUUUGAGAACAAGAUAGCUCAACCCGAACUACGACAAACCAUAAGUCAGCUGCUGGAAGAAAUUGAAAUCCCAGAAGAACAGCAAGAUAUGGAGUCUAUGCUCGAAGAAGAAACAUUCGAAUAUUCUGAUGAAUCAGAUGAAGAAGAGAUUCUGGAUGAAAUCGUUGUGAACACAGGCACGCAGGAUGAACCAGACGGGAAGGACGAUGAAGAUGCAUGUGAAAGGUCAGAAGAGCUAGGUUAUAUAACGCCGCCUCUGACAGACCCGGAGCUUGAAGAGAGCCCAGAGGCAAUAUUCACAGCCAAUCUUCCAAUUCGCCACCGAUCUGGCCAUCCUGAGGGGGUGGAUACUAAAGGCCACAACUCAAACUGCUGCGACUACAAGGUAGAGCAGGUCAGUGCCAACUAUCGAUUCCACGAAUUCCAUCCGAUUCGAAUUGAGACAGCAGUCCAUGGUGCAUUUAAUGCCGGGGUUAAGUUUCAACCGCACAAGAGGAAUCUACCAGAAGCUCCAAAGACCAUGAAGGACCUGGAGGGCCAUCCGUUCAAGGAUCAAUUUGUCAAGGCACAGCAAGAACACCUUGCGUCACAUAGCCAGAUGGAUUCCUUUGUUGAGGUGCCUUGGUCACGAGCUAAAGGGCAAAGAGUCCUUAGCUGCAUGUGGGUAUUUACCUACAAGACGGAUAAGCACGGCCAUCUCCAGAAAUGCAAGGCGCGGCUUGUUGUGUGCGGGAAUCAGCAAGAAAAGAAUGCUCUCCCGACUCGUGCAACAACGCUAGCUAGCAUGUCGUUCCGAGCGCUAAUGGCGAUAGCCGCCGAACAUGACCUUGAACUGGAACAGAUGGAUGCUGUCAAUGCAUUUGUGAACUGCGAGCUAGACGAAGUUGUCUAUAUGCGUAUGCCACCAGGUUAUGAAAAAUAUGGCAGGGUGCUACGUUUGAAGAAAGCACUCUAUGGCCUGCGAAGGUCACCGCUGUUGUGGCAGAAGGAGUUGACAAAGAGCCUCCAAGAGUUAGGUUUUCAACCAGUUCCACAGGAGCCAUGUAUCAUGACUAAAGGUCCUGUGAUGGUAUUUUUCUUUGUUGAUGACAUUAUCUGGGCAUACAGAAAAGCUGAUAAAGAAAUUGCCAAGGAAGCCAUAGAAAGGUUGAAAAGACGAUACUUAAUGACACAGCUGGGCGAACCAAAGUGGUUUCUUGGAAUCCACAUCCUGAGAGACAGGCGGAACAGAACAAUCUGGUUAACCCAAGAUGCUUAUAUUGACAAAAUAGCGCACAAGUUCUCCAUUCAGCUAGAAGGCAAGGUGCCAGCAACACCUAUGGGCCUAGAAGAAUUACUGAAAUCGGAGACACAAGCGGCAAAGAAGUCAAUCGAGCUAUACCAGCAAAAGGUUGGAUCCAUUUUGUUCGCAGCCAUUUCAACAAGACCAGACAUCGCAUUCGCGGUCAGCCGAUUAGCACGGCAUAACCUGAAUCCAACCGAUGUACACCACAGAGCAGCGGAUAGGGUGAUUCAGUACCUCUAUUCCACUAGAUCGUUUGCCCUGCGACUUGGAAAUAAUGAUCAACACAACACAAAACCAAUAGAAACGUUCAUCGGCUCGAGUGACGCAUCAUUCGCCGACAAUACAGAAGAUCGAAAAAGCUCACAAGGCUACGUACUAAAGCUGUAUGGUGGGCCGAUUGCAUGGAAGGCAUCGAAGCAGACCACCGUAACAACCUCAAGUACAGAAGCCGAGCUACUUGCAGCGUCAGAAGCAGCCAAAGAAAUGAUAGCUGCAGGAAGACUGCUACGAUCUUUAGAAAUUCAAUUGGACGAGCCUUUGCAAUUGGAAAUUGACAAUAGACAGACGAUUAGGCUGUUAAUUGAAGAGUCAGCAAAGUUGACCACUCAGCUUCGUCAUGUCGAUAUUUACCAGCACUGGCUACGCCAACAAGUUCAAAAUAGUCAAAUUAAGGUGCGUUGGGUGGAAUCGAAGGACAUGGUAGCGGACGGGAUGACGAAGGCGUUACCCAAGGUGCGACACAUUGAAUUCUUACGGCAAUUGCAAAUCGAAGAUAUUCGAAACCGCAUUGGCAAUGAAGCCAAGCUGGAAGAAGCUCGAAGCAAGGUGCACGAGAGAUUUCAAAGCCCUGACAACAAAUUAGACCUUGAAGUGAAGCUAGGUGCGAAGGGAGGCAAAAGAAUGCCAAGCCCGGGAGGCCCAGCUGCUAAAACGCGCUGA
Metarhizium brunneum ARSEF 3297 is the source of this 2967-nucleotide messenger RNA. The record is from RefSeq and is a predicted model, not a curated record. Lineage: Eukaryota; Fungi; Ascomycota; Sordariomycetes; Hypocreales; Clavicipitaceae.